AUGCCUGCGCUCACGAUCGCGACCGACAAAGCUGCCCCCGCGGCAUCCGGCGCAACCGCCACCGCCGCCGCGACGCAACCGCGCUCCGCCUCGCCGCCGACCACCGGGCCGCCCAUGUCACCCAUCACGCCGCCUCUCAACGCCACGCGACUCCCCGGCGACGACAACUCCUCCUCCUCCUCCGCCGCCGCCGCCGCCGCCGCCGCCGCCCCGGGCGCGCGCCCUCCUCCGCUGACGCACACGACGCAGGAGACGCCCUCCACGCUGCCCCUCGCCCCCGGACCAGAGCCGAUCGACUUUGACGCCAACCCGGACACGAUUGCGCUCAAGUCGGCGAUAUCCGUGCUGCAGCUGCAGCGCCGGCGCGCCACGGCCGACAUCCAGGCCCUCAGCCGCGCCAAGGAGGAGGCCGUCGGCGACCCCGAGGCUUUUGUGCGCGACCUCGUCGCCGGAAAGGUCAACAAGCCCCCCGGCUCCGGCACCGACGAGGAGGAGGAGCAGGAAGGGCAAGGGCCGGCAAGGCAGUGGACGACGUUGCCGAAGCCGCAAGAGGUCGUGCGCUGCCCGCCCAUCAACUGGUCGCAGUACGCCGUUGUCGGCGACUCGCUCGACAAGCUGCACGCGGAGCAGGUGGCGCGUCCGACGCAGGGGACUCCCGCGGCGUACAUACCUGGCCACGCGGGCAUGUACGAGUUCAGCGGCGGCAACGGGCGUCAAGAAACUUAUCAAGGCGCGGCGGUGCCGUAUAACCCAGUCAAGGAUAGAGUUGACAGGAAAGCUACCAGCAAGGCGAGAAAGUAG
Molecule: messenger RNA, 801 nt
Organism: Akanthomyces muscarius
Lineage: Eukaryota; Fungi; Ascomycota; Sordariomycetes; Hypocreales; Cordycipitaceae
Exons: 1
Coding region: 1-801 (266 amino acids)
Source: RefSeq, a predicted model, not a curated record